GGAAUGUAUGGAUUGGUGAUGAGAGCAUGCUGAUGUGGCAUUUAGUUGAGGUGGCACUGCAUUGCGUUGUGGGUGGUACCGAGGCUACGACCGGUCAUCAAAUGCGCACUCUGCUCAAUUGAUCACUUAGGGUCCCGCACGUGUUUCAGACCUUACAACCGGGAGACGAAAGACGGCUUCGUGCCGAAAAUAGAGCCUGUGCUCUCGCAGCAGCAAGGGAAACAGCACUAGCUGCAAGUCAGGCGUUGGCAGCAGCAAACGCAACAGCUAGAGAACAGGCAGCAGCAGCCAGAGCAGCAGCAAUGGCUAACGGCGCAGCCUCUGCUGCGUCCUCGUCUGGGACCCAGUUGGGAAUGCCCCCUGGGCCCACGGGUACUUUCGGGGCAGUAAGUUCUAGUCAGUCCACAAGUCAAAUGGCGGGCUCGCAGUUAAGCCCGUUGAUCCCACGCGGCAAGGAGCUCCUAGAGCUCCAGCAAGUCGAAAGGAUCCGUGCUCGGUUAGAGAGGGAAUUGAAACAAGCUACCGACAAAGAAAAAGAGAUCAAAAAUAGAACAGCCAGGCUUGAUACGUUAGAGGCAGACAAAGCUGCAUUAGAGGGUUUGGAUGAGUCAACCAUGUCUGAUCAAAUGAAAGUGUUGAAGAAUAGCGUACUGUCGCUGCAUGCGCAUGUGGACAGCAGACUCGACUUCAUGCAUAACUCUUUGGACCAGAUCUUGGACCUUUUGCAAAGGCCACGACUAAGGCCAACAGCACAGUCGCCGUUACCGUUAACGACGAUGUCAGGCCCCUUUCCAGUACAAGCUGGCACACAGCCAAGAGGUACGUCUGCAGCAGCUGCACAGACUGUUGCUUCUUCUUCUUCUGGGUCAGCGGUGAUAGCUACACCAUCACCGCAACAACCUGUUCCUAUACAAGGACAGCAGCAAGGUCAAUGGUACCCUAAGACCCCUAUGAAGCCGCCCCUUGCCUUCUCCGGAGAGAAGAAGGACGAGGAACUCAACACAUGGUUGAGAACGGUUCCAGUGUGGGUAAGGGCAAAGAGGACUAUGCAGGAGGAGGAGGUGAUUACUGUUGCAUCUUACCUUGAGGGUAAGGCAGCCAAAUGGCUGGAUGGAUUAGUAGCAAAGGCCGGGUACGGACGACGCAUGGCGGACUGGGCUAAGAGCCUAACGUUAAAAGAGUUCUUAGACAUGGUAGAAGCUCGCUGGCAUAAUCCACAGCAGGCACAAAUUGCCACUGAUGCGAUGCUCAGACUAGACCAACAAAAGUACAAGUCAGUCAGAGAGCUAACGUCUACCGUAGAGAGCCUCAUCGUCGUUCCCGGCAUACGCUAUGAUGACCAGGUCUUAUUGACCAUGUUUGUGAGAUGUCUUCCAGAGAAUCUCAGAAAUUUGCUGGCCAGCGAGGCUCGCCUCGAGUAUCAUUCCUUUGAGACCUUCUCUAGAAAGGCCUUAGAUUUAGAGGCUACUCUAGGAAGUGCUCAGCCUACUCCAACAGCAGCGAUGGAUCAGAAGGCAGGCGAGACUGACGAAGCCUACGAGGCACAGCUGGCGGCCAUUCUGGCCGACACCAAGCAACGGGCAGAAGCAGCGGCAGCAGCACGGAAGAAGAAAGAAGCAGAGGCAGAGAGACUACGCCUUCUGGCGGAAGAACAGCGGCAGAAGCACGAGGCAGCAGCAGCCAGGGCAGCUGAUGAGGAACCCGUACGGCGACGAGAGAUCAUAUUUAGGGAGGAAAGUGCAUUACACGCACAGGCCAAGGAUUGGCAGAAGGAGGUCGAGAACGGCGAUCCCGUUGACGUCGGGAGCAUACUGGAGCAGCGGGUCGCUAACGCCAAUGCCAACGUCGGCCCCUCCGACCUCGUCGACCGCGUCAACGUCUUGGAGAUCGACGUGGGGACACUCAACGCUGGGGCGCAACAGCACGUCUGUGCCGCAGCCAGCUCCAGCACGGCGCCACGCGAGACCAUUGUCAAGUUUGUCGGGCUCCCGAUCUUCUGUGACGCAUCGAAGACGGACCCCAUACAAUGGUGGCGCCAGUUCGAACUCAAGCUGGACCUCCACCACGUCGCCAACGAGAAUCGGCAUGCAUAUUUGUACUCCCGCUCGGGAGGCGCAUGUCAGGCAUGGUUGGACAACAUGUUGUCCGCCCAUGCAUGUACAGUCACCGAGUUCCACAAGUACAUCACCUGGGCGGAUCUCACAGUGGCAUGGAAGAAGCGCUUCCAAGUAGAACCGCCCGAGCACAAGGCGAUGGACAAGCUGCUGACAUUUUUGCAGAACAACAUGCCAAGCGGAGACUGGAUUUCCAAGUUCCAACGCUUCGCAAGCACGCCCAAGCUGCUGCUGAACUUCGACGGCAUCAAGCUCUAUUUCAUCAAGAGCUCGUGCCCGGCGCUGCAGAAUGCGUUGACUCAUGUCGCCGACACCCUCACUACAAGCGAGGAACUCUUCAACAAGGCCGCGCAGAUCAUUGUGACGAACUUGGCAGCCCGGAAUACGAGCUCUUCUUCCGGGGCAUAUGCGGACGUCGUCAGUCCUCCAAUUCUUCCUUCUUUCGAGGACUAUGCUGCCCGGCACGAACCUUCGCUGGAUUCACGAGCCCAAGGACAGGAUGUAUGUGCGGUCUCUUCUCCGAUCGGAAGCAACAACAUUGAUUCGUCUUCAAGUGGACCUUCACACGAUUCGGCGCGCGCGUUCAACAUUGAGGACUUGGACCCGUUGACGCCCGAGGAUUUUGCAUGGCUUCCUCUCCCUUCCACCGGCUGCUUACCGGAGCUGCAAUGCGCAGCUCUUCGCGCUCAUUUACAUACAUACCUAGCCUUCUAUGCACCACGAACUUCGCCUACGGAGGACGAGGUCGCGGUGGGGGACAUUCUUGCAUAUGUACGCAAGGUGGCCCGCGAGUUUCCCACGCAGCGGUAUGACGACAACAACGCACCGCUCCUUUAUGUCCGCAUCCAAAUCGGGCAAGCGCCCUGCAGCGCUUUGCUGGAUAGCGGCGUGACUCGCAACUUCAUUAGCCAGUCCUUCAUGCAAAGGGCCGGCCUUGGACCACAAGUUCGAAGGAAGGCACACCCUACGUCGAUCAAGUUGGCGGACGGUAGAACGCAACAACUCCUUGAUCGCUACAUCGAAGCCGUCCCGGUUUAUUUCGCACCUCAUGCAUGCGAACCGGUGACGUUUGACGUCUUGGACACAGACUUCGACAUCAUUUUGGGCAUGCCUUGGCUUGCAAGUGCGGAUCACACGGUCAACUUCCACCGGCGGACACUUACGGUUCGAGACGCAUUCGGCGCCGAAGUACCAUGUACGAUUCCUCCUCCGCACCCUUCAAUCUGGUGCCAAGUUGUAACCGCCAAGUCUUUUCGGGCCACUUGUGCUUACGAGCGGACUGAGGAGAUCGGCUUAUGUUUUCUUCGAACCGUCGCGGUAGCCGACUCUCAACCUACGGACUUGUCUUCAGACCCCCGGGUGGUGCGGUUGCUCGACGAAUUUGCCGACGUCUUCGAGUCACCUACCGGCGUGGUGCCGGAUCGGCCAAUCUAUCACGAGAUCAUUCUCGAGGCCGGUGCUGUGCCGCCAAAAGGUUGCAUUUACCGCAUGAGCGAGGAGGAACUUACAAUACUCCACGCGCAGCUCGACGACUUGUUGGACAAAGGCUGGAUCCGGCCUAGUAGCUCACCCUAUGGUGCGCCAGUUCUCUUCGUUCGGAAGAAGAACAAGGACCUUCGCCUAUGCAUCGAUUACCGCAAGCUCAAUGCGCAAACCGUCAAGAACGCGGGACCUCUUCCUCGUAUUGACGACCUUCUGGAGCGCUUGGGCGGCGAAAUUCUUUUCUAAGCUGGAUUUGAAGUCAGGAUAUCAUCAGAUCUCGAUU
Molecule: messenger RNA, 3879 nt
Organism: Chara braunii
Lineage: Eukaryota; Viridiplantae; Streptophyta; Charophyceae; Charales; Characeae
Source: the annotation of a GenBank genome assembly